Phytophthora infestans T30-4 is the source of this 4177-nucleotide messenger RNA. RefSeq lists its product as uncharacterized. The record is from RefSeq and is a predicted model, not a curated record. Lineage: Eukaryota; Oomycota; Peronosporomycetes; Peronosporales; Peronosporaceae. Gene Ontology annotation, cellular component: cytoplasm; nucleus. Gene Ontology annotation, biological process: regulation of gene expression. Bases 1 to 3975 code for a protein of 1324 amino acids. Gene Ontology annotation, molecular function: mRNA binding. The transcript has a single exon.
AUGUCCACGCCCACCGACGCCGAGAUGCUCCAGCAGAUGCAGCAGCGUCUGGAGAGCGUAACCGCCUCCAAAGCGGCCAACGCGGCGGCCGGCAAGCAGCUGGACGAGAAGCUGCGCGUGGCUUUCAAGAAUCCUCCGCGCCGCCCCAACAUGUCGGCGGAGCGUCUCAAGGAGGAGAUGGAGCAGAAGGAGUGGCGCCGUAACACCACGUCCAUGUCGGCCGGCGACGAGCGCGUGUUGUUGCGCGAGCUGCAGCAACUUAAGGACAAACUGACGCAACAGGAGGCGUGCGACGAGUUUCAGGCCAUGAUCGACCGCACGCGCCAGGAGCGCCAAGAACGCUUCGAGCAACAUAAGGAAUACGAAGCCACGCUGCAGCAACUGCAGCAGGGCAUCCGUAAGCUCAAGCUGGCGGCGCACAUCAACAAGCCCGUGGCGGACUUCGUCACGAUCGAGGUGACGGUGCCCGCCGAUAAAAUGGGCGCAGUUAUUGGCAAGCAGUUCACGCACGUCCACCAGAUGGAGAAGGACUGCUGCGCUAUGAUCGAAGUGGACAACAAGCUGAACGUCGUCAAGAUCACGAGCGCAGCGGAGCAAGUGCAGGCGGCCAAGGAAGCCAUCGAGGACGUCACUCUGGCUACCACUCAGUCCAUUGGGCUGCACCCUGACACCGUCAAGAUGCUCAUGUUCCAGCAGGCUAAGCACUUGCAUGAGCUGGAGAGGUCGCUCAAGCUCAAGAUCGACAUCAGCAAGACGGACGGCAUCUUGACCGUCCAGGCCUCACCCGACAAGGCCAAGCAGCUAAAGAAGGUCAUUAACAACUUGACAGCUGCCAAGGUGGACAUCUUGUUGCCGUCUGAGAUCGUACCUAAGCUGAUUGGCAAGAAGGGAGAGACGAUCAACCAGUUGAUGGAAGAUACGGGAGCGUUGGUGGACAUCGACAAGGUGACGAACAAUGUGCGUCUUGUGGGCACGAACGAUAAUGUCGCCAGCGCCGAGAAAUUCGUCCGUGAGCUCAUAAACGAGCAGUCGCAACGUGAGAAGAACUUUACUCCAGAAGACAAGGAGCUGUUUGAAGGACCAGAGUUCGCCACGUACAAGUUCGCCUUCUUCGCAGAGUUCCUCAUGGCUGACAAGGCCAAGCAGCUGCGUCUGCUACGCACCGAUGCGGCGGAGGCUCGUAUCAAGGUUUUUAAGAAGGAGCGUCGCAUUCACGUGCUGGGUAACAAGCAGCAAAUCGAGGCCAUGGACGACGCGCUUCGAGAACGUCUCAGGGAGUUUGAGCUGCACCACUGGGUGCACGAAGUGGCCGACAGUCACUUGUUGAGUCUCAUUAUAGGCAAAAAGGGGAGCAAGAUCAAGGAGAUCGAGAGCGAAGGCAAGGACAGCAACGUACGUAUCGAUAUCCAGGACUCGUACGUCUGCGUGUUUGGCGACGACGAUGAAGCGAUCGCCAAGGCCAAGGGCAAGAUCUUGGAGAUCGUGGACAACAACCAGCGCUCGGUUUUCGUGACGUCUCGUUACCUGAUCGCUAUCUUGAUGGCGUCCAAGCGCGAAAGGCUGUCGGGAAUCGAAACCAGCAGUGGCUGCAAGCUGCACCUGCCCCCUCCGCCUCGUGAGGGCGCCGCUCGGAGUAGCGAGAGUGAGUCGGACCAGGUAAAGAUCUCGCUCACUGGCUCACUGGAGUCGAUUCAGAAGGCAAAGGAGCAGCUGGAAGAACUGGACGAGGCGCACCACGUCCGCUACCUCCCGCUGGAUAACGACGAAAUCCCGACUGUGAUUGGAAAGAAGGGAGAGACUGUGUCUGAACUCGAGAGCAAGAGCGGAGCCAAGGUCCGUGUGCUGCGAGGAUCGGGUGGCCAGCCUUCUGAGCUUGAGAUGAUUGGCACGGAAGAGCAGCUUACGACUGUACAGGCCGCUGUCGAUGAGCUCUUGCAGACGCAGAACCGUCAGCUUCUGCAGCUGGACGCCUUCGCAACGGGCUGCUUGAUCGGUAAAAAGGGCGAGCGCAUUAAGACGAUGCGUCUAGCUCACCCCGAGGCCACGUUGGAUGCAUUCCCGAACCGUGGCCAGGUCCGUGUCAAGGCUGCGUCCCCUGAAGCUCUCAAGGCCUGCGUGGACGACGUGCUCAAGACUCUGCAGGAAACUCACGUGGUCGAGAGUGUCCACGCAUCGCAACAGCAGCAACAGAGUGCAGGUUUGCCGCGUGGCGCCACCGGACCAGCCUCUUCCAACUUUAACUCGCUAAUGGAGAAACACCAGUCGAUUGCGAUGCGUCUACAGGAGUUGGAGGCUGAAGGUGGCGAGGGCAUGAGGGUUUCUUUCCAGGACGACGGUAAGGUGGCGAAGAUCCGUGGUCCCGCCCUGGGGAUUGGCAAGAUCAAGAAGUUCUUGGAGAUGCUGGUGUCACCAGACUCGCACUUCGUGGAGACGAUUCCGCUGCCUUCCAUUGCGUUUGCCAGCGCUCUGGAGGUAAAGGGCGACGCUGCGAAGCUGAACGAGAACGCGUUGCGGAUCUGCAAGCAAACUGGAUGCGAGCUCCGCGUGAAGCGCUCACCGACAGCUUCAGGUGCGACGGAGGAAGGCACGAUCCGAAUUGAAGGCACGAAUGCGUCCAAGGUGUACGAGGCCAAGGCUGAAGUGGAGACGGUGCUUCAGUUCUACUUCUCGGAUUGCUUCCAGACUUUAGAGGACCUGCCUCCGUCCAUUGCGACGCGCAUGUACGAGCUUCUGCCCACUCUCCGCGCAAAAUACAAUGUUGUAUUCUCGCUGCCCACCAAGACCAGCCUCAAGGUGUUUGCAGACUCCAAGAAGAACGUCCAGGAGAUCACAAAGCAGCUCAAAAAGGACGUCGAGGCCUGGAAGAAGCAGCACGUUGAAUUGCCAGUUGCUGGCUGGCUUGUGCCCAUUCUGGUGGGCCGCAAUGGCGAGACCAUCAAGAAAAUCAGCACGGAAAGCAACGCUCGACUGGAUGUGAGUGCUCCCUCGCCCUCUGGCUCUCGUCACGAAGACCGAACUCUCACGAUCAGCUCCAGAGACGACGCGGCUAUCAAACUUGCAACGGACAAGGUGCAGGAGCUGCUGAGUCACCACAAGAACAUGUCCUCCGUUGUGGACGUCAGCAAGACCAAGCUGGAUGUGGCUCUGUCUGUCAAGAAGGACGCUGCCAAGGGCAUUCAGCUCCACGUGAUUGACGGCGAGAAGAAGGGAGAGCUGCAGGUUGUCGUCUACGGCGAGGACCACGACGAACGCGAGCGGAUAGUGGAGAAGAUGGAGCAUCUCCUCGAUAUUUUCGUGGUUGAGUCUAUUGCUCUCCCCACUACCGUGUCUCCAGCCUUCGCGAGCUCCAUGCUCGGCUCUCUGAUUGGCAAGAGCGGAGCCAACAUCCGUGCUCUACAGAAGCAAUUCCCGGACGUGAUGAUUGACAUUCGGCGUAGUGACAGCGCCAUCACGCUGAAGGGACCGACGGAAGAAGUCGCAAAGGUUCGCACUAUAAUGGAGGACAAGAUCCAGGAGCUGCUGCGCAGUGAGGAGGAGUUCCGGCAACGUCGCAGUAGUCGGUACCAGCAAGAGACGGAGGAGCAAGAAGACGAGGACAAGAAGACGAGCAGCGCUCGUGACGCUGAAGUUAGUGACGAGAACUCACAGCCCAACGCGCAGCAGCAACAGCGACAGCCAUCGAAGCGUGUGGGUCCUGUGGGCGGCACGCCGACCAUGGGAGAUGUCAAGCUGACCAAGAACCAGCGCCGACGUAUGCGUAAACGUGCUGAGAAUGAAAAGUCGGAUGUCUUGUCGAUGCUGGUGGGCAAUGGCCAGGGCGCUUCGACCACCAAGACGACGACGACGACUGUCGAGACUUUGGGCAGCGACGGUGUUUCAUCUAGCUCCUCCACCACCACAAAUACGACAAGCUCGACGAAGGGAAGCAACGGUGGAUACUACCACUCGUCGAGUGGGUACUCGCUGCGCUUGUGAGUAGCUCGACCAUUCCGAAAUACUCGUGAGACGCACUCCCUGCAUCAAGCUGGGGAGAAAUGCAGACAAGUGUAAAGUGUAAAUGCAGCUACUUGCGCAUCUACGUCAGGAUGAAGCUGUAUCCUGACUCUACUAGACAUGUAGUAGAGCGCUUUUUAAGCUACAUGUACAUGUACGAAAACGACUUUUGGAACGAAAUUAA